Molecule: messenger RNA, 1164 nt
Organism: Echinococcus granulosus
Lineage: Eukaryota; Metazoa; Platyhelminthes; Cestoda; Cyclophyllidea; Taeniidae
Product: Nucleoporin p58/p45
Exons: 6
Coding region: 1-1164 (387 amino acids)
Source: RefSeq, a predicted model, not a curated record
AUGUCGCUUUCGGCCACGUUUACAGGAUUGUUGGAUUCAAAGGCGCAAAAGGACACUCAAGUCUCUCCUGAAAUACUAAAACUGGUUGAGGAUUUGAAGAAAUACUUCGCUGACCAAAGACGACAGCGUGACGAAAUAAUUAACAUAUCCAACAAGUCUUUCGAUGACUUAUUGUCAGAACUCUCGGAGUUGCAACGUUCAGUGACGUGUAUCUUAUCGGAGCUUCGACGCCAAAGCGUAAAAUCUUCCCACAUGAGUGAUGAAGUCUUGAAGCUUGAAAGAAAUUCCAGCAUCAUUCAACGAUCCCUCGACAUGACCUGCGAUUUUGCCCAAAAUACUUCUGAGCUCACCGAGUAUUUCAAAAACUGUAUCUCCUCUUUUGGCCAUCGUGUUCAAACGUACAAACAGCAAGUAGAGGCUAUCGAAGGCUCCCUGUCCUCCCAUGCAAAAGCCUCUUUGACGCCGAAGGAGUUGGCGGACGUUCUUCGGACACUGGAUGACCAAUUUAUGUCGCUUGCUGCUCAACUGUACACAUUGAAUGAGGAAUUGAGUCUUUCAAAGACACAGCUCCUUCGCCAACGUCGAAAUCCGGAUGUAAAGACAGCCUUUUUUGACUCACCUAGCACCAAUAACUCCAUGUCUCCUUUUGACAAAUUUCUCUUCGACUCUGAGAGGACGAGCGUUGCUACGCCAUAUGGACCCCCGCCCUUCACCACAACUGUGUCACUAGCCAGCCCAAGCGGUGUUACAGCGACUACAGGCCUUCCUUUAGCCACUGGGAGCGCUUUACAACCUCCUACGACUACAACGACCACAGCGAGUAGCUUCUUUUCGGCGUUAAAGCCGGUAGCUACCUCUGGUCCCUUCACAUUCGGCUCAGCCGCACCUCCCACCACCACUACUUCGACCAGUGGGUUCACUUUGGGGGCUUUCGGAUCGGCAACUACCGCUACCACCACACCAGCCACAGGAUUUUCGUUUGGUCUACCGACGGCCUCCACAGGGACAUCGGGCACUGGCUUUGGAUUCGGUGCCGCUUCUGCGGCGGCUUUGCCUGCGACAGCAACCACGACUGCGGGGAGUUUUGGGUUCGGGGCGACAACAGGCGGAUCGAUUUUUGGCUCGCCGGCGGUCACAAGACCAAGUCUUUUUGCUGCCAAAUAA